Maudiozyma saulgeensis is the source of this 3516-nucleotide messenger RNA. The record is from the annotation of a GenBank genome assembly. Lineage: Eukaryota; Fungi; Ascomycota; Saccharomycetes; Saccharomycetales; Saccharomycetaceae.
AUGACUGAUCCAGGAACGCCUAAAGAAGAUAGAAAGAGGUUUUUUAAAGAUGAACUAGAAUCCUCUGAAAGUCAAAUACCAUCUUUGGCACAAAGACUCGAUAACAGUAAAUCGUUUCUUUUCAGUGAAAAUAUCAAACCGGAAGACAAGGGGUCAUCAUUAUUUGUCCCUAGUCAAAUGGAUAUUGUUGAGUUUGAGAAAGGACUCAAAGAUAUUAUGCCGGAUAUUAGUGAUGAAAUGUGUAAAAAACUAUACAAGAAAUUUGAAAAUGACACUAAACCUGUUGCGAGUGCGGUCGAGUACUAUUUUGAUCAUAAUAAAAGUCUGACGAGAGAAAGCAAAAAAGAUACUGAGAUUAUUGAUCUUUCAGAUGAUUCAUAUGAUGAUGUGAAUUCAUCUAGCGUUUCAUACAGUAAUCACAUGGAUAGUGAUCCGCCUAUCCAUAAUGAUUCACAUCCAAGAUUGACUUUUCAGUCGUUAUUCUCCCAAAAGAGAGAUGAAAUCAAAAAGAGACGGACCAGAACUGUUAAUGAAAGAAUUGCAAAAAGGAGGAAGUCAUCAGUUUUAUGGAAAAAAUUUCUGGGUUCCAUGCAAGUCACUGCAAUGGCAACAAGACCCACAAUUAGGCCUUUAAAAUAUGGUUCAGUAUUAAAACUUCAUGUAACAGGAUCGAAGAACCUUUCACCAUCGAAAAUAUAUGACUCAAAAGGAAAGAGAAAAGUUUCAAUGGCACAGUUAGUUAAAUUAAGAGAUAGUAUACAAGAUAGAGAAAUAGGAAGAAUACCGGAAGAUAUUGCACAGAUAUUAUAUCCGUUGAUUGAUGAAUCCGGUGUUUCAUUUGAAGUUACGUUAGUAUAUAGUGGUGAAAAGCGACUAAGUAUAGGGGAUAGUUUUAUUAUUCAAUUGGACUGCUUUUUAACAUCGGACCUUUUUGAAGAAGAACCUGUUAGUUCUCAGCCAGAUAGCACUUCAUUGAAACAAUCUGGUUGGGAAAUGUCCACCAAAGCAAUCUCAGAAACACAGGAAGAGGUUGCGAAUAAAUAUAAGAGGGUAGGUCUUCUGGCCUUAUUUAACAAAUUAAGGAUAAAAGAGGUCACUGAUGAGACAAAAGCUUUGGAGAAUAUGAAUAAUAGUCAACCUGAUAUUGUAGAUCUGGAAGAUGACGAUACAUUCGAAAAUAUUGUAACAGACAACAUCGAAGAGGAAGACAUUAACCAUACUGACACAAUGGAUUUAAACCAACUUCAAAAUUUUUAUAGUGUUGCACAGUCCUUAGAAGCUUUAAAAAACCUUCCUGAAACUACGCCAUCAGAGGAAGUCAUGAAAUUAAACUUGAGAAGAUAUCAAAAGCAAGGACUGACGUGGAUGUUAAGGAGAGAAGGUGAAUUUUCAAAGGCAGCCUCCUCUGAAGAAGUUACCGCCCCAGAUGCUAUGAUGAACCCGUUGUGGAAACAAUUCAUUUGGCCAAAAGAUAUGUCAUGGGUAUCAGAAAGAGAGUCAAGUGUUCCAAAAUCAGAUGAUGAAAAUAUUUUCUUUUAUGCUAAUUUGCACACAGGUGAAUUUUCUAUGGAAAAGCCGAUAUUGGUUACCGCAAUGAAGGGCGGUAUUCUUUCUGAUGAAAUGGGAUUAGGUAAAACAAUAUCGACAUUGUCAUUGAUACUUACUGUACCUCAAGAUUCUUCGGUUGAAACUAAGGACUUAUUUGAAAAAGAGGUGCCUGAAAUGCCGCAGAGUUUAAGCAAGAAUUCCCAAAAACCAUAUGCCUCGAAAACAACAUUAAUCGUUGUUCCAAUGUCCUUACUACACCAAUGGCAUUCAGAAUUUGAAAAGUCCUGUGGAGAUAAAAAUUUACAUGCCGAAAUAUAUUAUGGUGGUAAUGUGAGUAACCUAAAAGUUCAUUUAACCAAAAGUAAAAACCCGCCAGCUGUUUUGAUUACCACAUAUGGUAUAAUUCAAAAUGAAUGGACCAAACUUGCUAAAACUUUGGGACCUGAGAUGGAUUUAAGUCUAACCACAGGAUUAUUCUCUGUAUCUUUUUAUAGAAUUGUUUUGGAUGAGGGUCAUAUAAUAAGAAAUCGACAAACAAUAACCUCAAAGGCAGUCAUGCAAUUGAGUGGUAAGUGUAGAUGGGUGCUAACAGGGACCCCAAUCAUCAAUAGACUCGAUGAUAUGUAUAGUUUGGUGAAAUUUUUAAAUCUAGAGCCGUGGUCGCAGAUCGGAUUUUGGAAGCAAUUUGUCUCGAUCCCCUUCGAAAACAAGCAUUUCAAAGAGGCAUUUGACGUCGUAAAUUCAAUCUUAGAGCCAGUUUUUCUAAGAAGGACGAAACUAAUGAAGGAUGUAGAUGGUAAGCCAUUGGUAAAUCUUCCACCUAAAGAAGUUAUUGUUGAAAGGUUAAAAUUCAACGAAGAUCAAGAUAUAAUAUACAAACAGUUAUUAAAUAGAGCAGAAGAUUCGGUCAAACUAGGAUUAGCUCGAGGUGAUUUAUUAAAGAAGUAUUCUACAAUUUUAGUUAACAUUCUAAGACUAAGACAAGUAUGUUGUGACGUCAGAUUGCUCGGCUCACAAGAUGAAAAUGAUGAAGAUUUGUCACAUAAUAAUUCGAUGUUAAAUAGUCAAAUCGAUAUAAGUUCAUUACUUAAGAAUAAUGAGGCAGGUGCGAAACCAAAUGGAUUUAGUGAAAAAGAAUUGGAAAAUGCCAUUGAAAGCCUUAAUGAAAAAUAUCCUCGAAUUGACGAUAAAUCAUCAUUCGAGUGCUCCAUAUGUACCACAGAACCUAUAGAUCUGAAUGAGAUGCUAUUCACAGAAUGUGAACAUCCCUUUUGUAAAGGAUGUUUGUUAGAAUAUUGCGAUUAUCAACAUAUGAAAAAUCUUGACAUGAAAUGUCCAUUAUGUAGGCACGAAAUUUCAAAAGAUAGAUUAUUAACGUUGAAAAAGAAUAAUGACGGAUCAUAUGAACCAGGACAUUUCAACACCAAAUCUAGAAGUUCAAAAAUAGUUGCAUUGGCCAAUCAUCUUCAACAACUCCAGGAUUCAAGUCCUGGUGAACAAGUAGUUGUAUUUUCUCAAUUUUCAAGUUUUUUGGACAUCCUAGAGAAUGAAUUAGGAGAAAUUUUCCCUUCAAAAACGACAAAAAUUUACAAGUUUGAUGGUAGAUUAAGCUUAAAGGAUCGUAGUGCCGUACUAAAAGAUUUUCAAAUCAAAAUCCCAGGGAUGCAGAAGAUUUUACUAUUAUCCUUGAAAGCUGGUGGCGUUGGUCUAAAUUUAACUUCAGCAUCGUAUGCAUUCAUGAUGGACCCGUGGUGGUCACCUAGUAUGGAAGAUCAAGCUAUUGAUAGAAUUCAUAGAAUUGGACAGGUGAACAACGUGAAAGUCACACGUUUUAUAAUGGAAAAUAGUAUUGAAGAAAAGAUGUUACAAAUUCAAGAACGAAAGCGGACUAUUGGAGAAGCUAUGGAUGCUGAUGAAGAUGAUAGAAGAAAGAGAAGAAUAGACGAGAUUAAGAUGUUAUUUGAGUAA